This is a messenger RNA of Hansenula anomala, 2802 nucleotides long. RefSeq lists its product as uncharacterized. Gene Ontology annotation, molecular function: protein binding; telomeric repeat DNA binding; telomerase RNA binding. The record is from RefSeq and is a predicted model, not a curated record. Gene Ontology annotation, cellular component: telomerase holoenzyme complex. Bases 289 to 2802 code for a protein of 837 amino acids. Lineage: Eukaryota; Fungi; Ascomycota; Saccharomycetes; Phaffomycetales; Wickerhamomycetaceae. Gene Ontology annotation, biological process: nuclear-transcribed mRNA catabolic process, nonsense-mediated decay. The transcript has a single exon.
AAUCAUAGUCAGCAACAACACUCUAGACAAACAAUCCUAACGAAAGAAGCUAACCCUGAUUCACCAGGCUCUACAAUCAGUGAAACAUCAACUACUGCACCUUCACAACCAGCGCCAAAUCCUUCAUUAGGUGGUGCUGUUGGUCCAGUACCAACUCAAACUAGUAAAUUAUCAGAGGAAGAGCAGGCUCUUAUACUCAAACUCCAGGAUACUUACAAAACAAUAAUUAGAUUGGAGACUGAUUUACAAAGAAAAUGUCAAAGUUUGAAUUUACCACAAAGAUUAGAUAUGACUGAACUUUGGGAUAUUUACAAUACAAAUAUCACUUUAUUAAAUUCUUAUUAUGAUUUCUUAUUAUAUUCCCUAAGUUCUGGAAGAUCUGGGAAACAAAUUGUUCAAGUUUAUAGAAUCCCAAGAAGAUUAUGGGUUUAUGGUAUUGUUACAUUUUUAGAUGUUUUGAAAAAUGUUGUUUCGAUCUUCAUUGAACAUGAUAUUUGCUCAAGUUUCAUUGGUUAUUCAUUCAAUAUUUUAAGUGGAUUAACAGAUUUAGAAAUGGAAGGUUGGGUUAGUGAAAAGCUGGGAGAUUUAUCAAGAAUGGCAAUUGCAUUAUACCCUUCACGUUAUAUUGAUUGGAAAAUCAGCUCUGAAUUUUGGUAUACUACAGCUUUGAAAACUCAAUAUGGAUUUGGAAAAAUCUACUAUCAUAUAGCCACAGUGCAGCAAGAUAAUCUAGAUGCAUUGGUUAAUAUUGGUAAGAGUGUUUUUUGUCGUGAUACUUUUGUUCCAACUCCUCAAUAUAUGAGAAUGGUUAUUGAUAAUAUUAAUCAAAGAAAUUUUGUUGAUUUACCAGUUGUGGAUUUUAUUAAAGUUCAUAAAAUCUUGUUAUCAUCUGAAUUUAACAGUGAUCUGGAAUUGAUUAAACUUGUUAGUUAUUAUUCCCAAAAUAUUGGUAUUGAUAAUAAUAAAGUUGAUUUUUUUGUUAGAACUAAGGGAGUUGUCAAUGAACAUAUUGAAAGUCCAGGCUAUAAUCAAGACAAUGACUAUGAAAAUAAAUUGAAUUUUUGGUUCCAAAGAAGUUCAUCAUUCGCAUUAGUUAAUAUUUGUCAGGUUGUUGGGUUUGGAAAUUCUGCUAAUCCAUUUGCUAGACUUUUCGGUCUGGUUGAAGCUUUAAAGGAAAGAAAAGAUCGUAAAGAAAAGAAAGAUAAACGUAAAAAGAGUGUUUCAAAUGGAGAUCAGCAACAAGAUCAAGCCAAUGGAACUAGGUCGAUUGAUAUUGAUAGUGAAGAUUCAAUUUCAUCCAAAGACUUAUCAGUUGAAGAAUGGUUCCAAGCUAGUGAUUAUAUCAAUAAAAAUGCAUUAGAGUUGGCAAUGAGAAUGUUUGCAAACUAUUUGAACGGUCCAAUCAUCACAUCCACCCCACAUGUCAUUACAUAUCUUUACUUUAUCAUUUCCAUUGGUGAAGCAUUAAGAGAAACCCCAACAGCUGCCUCAUUUUUUGAAUUUUUAUUGCAUGCGAUACUACCUAGAAAACCAUUAGUUGUUUAUUUGAAUGAGGUUUUAGAUCAUGUUAGAAAACACAAGCCUGAAAUUAUUGAUAAAUUGGAAGAAUUAAGACCAUCAAUCAUGAGUGAAGGGAAUUUCAUCAAUUAUUUCAACAAAAAUGAGAAUUUGACUGAGGUUUGGAAAUGUUGGGGUACUCUAUGGUAUGAUCAAAUUCAAAUCAAAGAAGAUUUCGCUAAUUUCAGAGAUGCGGGUAUUCAAAGAGAUGAUUUUUUGGAUGUUCCAAUUGGAGGUGUACGUUACAAUAAAGAGUUGAAUAACGACAGAUAUACCAGAAUUUUAUUAUUAGCUUCAUACAUUGCAGAUGAGUUCAAUUUUGGUUUGAAAAGAGGUGUUGAUGGUUUCCAAUUUGCUGAAUAUGCAUUUGAAAAUACUAUUUUACGGUCAGAUGUUAUAAAAGGUACUGUUCAUAAUUUCUUGAGAGAUUCAAGAAUCCAAGGGUUAAAUUCACCAAUUCCAGAAACUUUGCUUUAUGAAAAAUCGUCGUCUGCUAAUAUAACUUCAGAUGUUAUUAGCUGGUUAAGAUCCAAGAGCUCAAGUGCCAGAACUUCGAAUGAUUCAAAUCAAAGUGGUGGUAUUUCAUACGUUACAGAUGCUGAUAAUGAAGCAGAUUAUGAUGAAGAAGAGGAUGAUCGGGAACAGUUGUUGAGUAAUCAAAUUGGUGAUGACAAUAGAGUACUAGGUAACAUUGGCAUUGGAAUGGAUUCUUCAUUAAGUUUCUUUGUUUUAGAUACAAACAUGUGGUUAAAACAUUGUGGUAAAAUCUUCAAAUCUGUGAGAAGCCACAUCUUUAGACUUGCAGUUCCUCUUGUUGUUUUCCAAGAAUUGAGAUCUUUGAGACGUUCACCAGAUGGUAACAUUGCAGAUGCUGCCGUUAGAGCAGUUAUUACAGUAAGACAAUUAGCUUCAGAAGGUUGUGUAUUAGCUUUGAAGUUGAAUGGUACUGAAGCACCUUCAUUGAAUGACAUUAAAGAUUUUGAAAACAAUUCAACUUGGAUGAAUAGUAUUGAUGAUAGUAUUAUUGAGUCUUCAAGAUUAUUGGAUAUUAAUGCAAAUAAUUUGAACCGUGCAAAAAAUGCAGAAGCUGGAAAUAACACAAACACAACCAUCAGUUUUUCAAUAUUGGUCACUGAAGACAGAAACAUGAGACUUAAAGCAAGAACUAAACUGGUACCAGCUUAUCAAGCGAAAUGGUUUUUCCAAAUCCUGGAGAAAGUGUCAAAUGGGAGAUGUAAUGAUUGA